AAUCCGCUUGCGGCGGAUUAUUGUAAUCCGACAGAGGGUUUGGACGACACAUCGGAUCACGACAAAAACCAAAGCCCAGCGGCCUGUAACAGAUGCACCUCGUCCAAGAAUAAAAGGAUAAACUUGAGAUAUGAUCUGACGCACUCCUCAGUUCUCCUCAAGGCAGUCAUCGGCGGCGCCCAGGACCGUUUCCUGGACCAGUCCACUCGUCUGACAGAAAUUGACAGCGGCUUGGCAUCACUGCACCGUAGACCUGAGGAGAUAGGAAAAGCUUUAAUUUGUUGGUUAAAGAGAUCUCCCCCUUUCCCUUCCCCCGUCAGGUUUAACUCCAGCCCAGAUCAGCUUGGUUGCCCUGUCGCGGAGUGAAGCGCUGCUGCUCCGAGGCGCUGCUGACACACAACUAGCUAGCGCAGCUAGCUCACUCCAGCUAGCUAGCUAGCUAGUAAGGAAUUCAUCAAGUUUAGUUAGGAAUUUAGCUAAUUUUCCCACCCACGGCCCCGAAGAACGGAGGAUGUCGGCGAAAGACCAAAACAAGCUCUCCACCACUGAACGACCAAUUAAAGCGGUGCCAUAUCCUCCCGGUACACGCCUAUCGGUCAAAGACCUGUAUGUGGAUGGGAGGCCCAGUGUGGAGCUGCUAAAGGCCCAUCUGGUGAAGGAGGGCCGGCUGGAGGAGGAGGCAGCUCUGCGAAUCAUCAAUGAGGGAGCUGGCAUCCUUCGCCAGGAAAAAUGCAUGCUGGAAGUGGAAGCUCCUAUCACAGUGUGUGGAGAUGUUCACGGCCAGUUCUUUGACCUGAUGAAGCUUUUCGAGGUGGGUGGAUCCCCCAGCAGCACCCGCUAUUUGUUUCUUGGAGACUACGUUGAUCGAGGGUACUUCAGCAUUGAGUGUGUGCUGUACCUGUGGGCUCUGAAGAUCAACCAUCCAAACACUCUCUUCCUCCUCAGAGGCAACCACGAGUGCCGGCAUCUCACAGAGUACUUCACCUUCAAACAGGAGUGUAAAAUAAAGUACUCAGAGCGUGUAUAUGAUGCUUGUAUGGAAGCAUUUGACUGCUUGCCUCUGGCUGCACUCCUCAACCAGCAGUUCCUCUGUGUGCAUGGAGGUCUGAGUCCUGAAGUCACUUGCCUGGAUGACAUACGGAAGCUGGACCGGUUUAAGGAACCUCCUGCAUUUGGGCCCAUGUGUGACCUGCUGUGGUCAGACCCAGGAGAGGACUACGGCUCAGAAAAAACCCAGGAACACUUCUGCCACAACAGUGUCCGAGGCUGCUCUUAUUUCUACAGUUAUCCAGCAGUAUGUGACUUCCUGAUGAACAAUAAUCUGUUGUCUGUAAUACGAGCACAUGAAGCCCAGGAUGCAGGGUAUCGAAUGUACAGGAAAAGUCAAACAACAGGCUUCCCUUCUUUAAUCACUAUCUUCUCUGCUCCUAACUACUUGGACGUGUAUAAUAACAAAGCUGCGGUGCUGAAAUAUGAGAAUAAUGUGAUGAACAUCAGGCAGUUUAACUGUUCUCCUCACCCCUACUGGCUGCCCAAUUUUAUGGAUGUCUUCACCUGGUCUCUGCCCUUUGUUGGAGAAAAAGUGACAGAGAUGCUUGUGAAUGUGCUGAACAUCUGCUCUGAUGAUGAGCUCAUGUCAGAAGGAGACGACACGUGCGAGGGUGGCGCACCAGCUGUCAGAAAGGAGGUGAUCAGAAAUAAGAUCCGUGCUAUUGGGAAGAUGGCCCGCGUCUUCUCUGUGCUCAGAGAGGAGAAUGAGAGUGUGUUACAGCUGAAGGGGCUAACCCCCACUGGAACGCUGCCUCUGGGAGUUUUGUCUGGAGGUCGGCGGACUCUGCAGAGCGCCACCGUAGAGGCAGAAGAGGCACGAGUAAGUUCAUCAUGGUGGUUGAACCAGUAUUUCACUUGUUGUAUUGUCUUUGAUACUGAUGCUCUUGGAUCUGCUGUGUUCAACAGGAUCAGAAUUUAAAGCAGCGUUGAUACUGAUGCUGAAACAAUGCUGAGUGUUGUUUGCCUCCAGUUAGGCGGGAUCUAUUACAUUAGUUCCCCUUUUAGCUUGUCAGUGCUGUUGGCUAAUUGUAAAACUAGCUUGUAGACCCCUGCUAGUUGUGCAAUGUCACCUCAGUAUGUGUUUGUUUCAUCACUCAUUCAAUAAACUAAACUAGAACACUACCUGUAUCCUUGUUUAUACACGUAGAGACAUAAGAUAGAGCCCUUAAUUGAGAUUUGUUUAGGUCUGUGGAUUAUUCUACUUUGCUUUAUGCCUGUUGUUACUUUCUGCUUAAUGCAAAAAGGAUUUAUAAUCAAAUAGUACGACAGGCUGAAACAUAAAAUGAAAUAUAAAAUCUGCCUCAUGCAGUAAAGUUAGCUGGAUGUGAAAUAUUUGAU
Molecule: messenger RNA, 2388 nt
Organism: Sphaeramia orbicularis (orbiculate cardinalfish)
Lineage: Eukaryota; Metazoa; Chordata; Actinopteri; Kurtiformes; Apogonidae
Gene: ppp3ccb
Product: protein phosphatase 3, catalytic subunit, gamma isozyme, b
Exons: 14
Coding region: 512-1969 (485 amino acids)
Biological process (GO): calcineurin-mediated signaling
Molecular function (GO): calmodulin-dependent protein phosphatase activity
Source: RefSeq, a predicted model, not a curated record